Messenger RNA from Exophiala xenobiotica, 1080 nucleotides. RefSeq lists its product as uncharacterized. The record is from RefSeq and is a predicted model, not a curated record. The coding region runs from base 1 to 1080 and encodes 359 amino acids. The transcript has a single exon. Lineage: Eukaryota; Fungi; Ascomycota; Eurotiomycetes; Chaetothyriales; Herpotrichiellaceae.
AUGCUGGUGAUCCUCUACGACCCUGACUGUCUUCUCCACAAGACCGUGGAAUUAUUAGGCUCGAAGCUCAUACCUGCAUUGGAGUCGCCUGCACGGCUCGAGGCGAUUUUGGAAGCUUUACGUCUCUCCGAACACGAGAUUCGCACGACUCAAUUCAACCCGGUUCAUAAUGACAAGACGAGGACACGAUUACUGAAGCUCACCUCAAAUACGCACGACUCCGGCUAUCUUCAUCAUCUUCAGACUGUCUACGAUGAAUGGUUAUCAGCAGGGUUGAUUCGGAAAAACGGCAAUGUCCUACCUGAGUGUUUCUAUCUUCCCACAUCAACAGGCAAGCCGCCGCGACCGCCAAAAGAUGCCUUUGCCCGAGCAGGAUACUAUGCCUUCGAUAUGAGCAGCGGAAUCAUGUCAGACAGCUACCGGGCAAUCGUAGCGUCUGCCAAUCUCGCAUGUGAGGGCGCAGACAUGCUGACCGGCCCAUCGGUCGACACGGUUUUCGCGUUGUGUCGUCCACCGGGACAUCACUGUGACGGUCGAAGGGCUGGGGGGUAUUGCUAUAUCAACAACGCCGCGUUGGCUGUGAGUACGUGGCGGUCAGAAAGUCCCAAUGCAAAGAUUGGUGUUCUGGACAUUGAUUUCCAUCAUGGUAACGGCACCCAAGAGAUCUUCUACUCCGACCCAAAAGUGCUGUACGUCAGCAUUCAUGGCGAAGAUGAGUUUCCGUACUACACUGGCGCCGAGGACGAGAAGGGCUUGGGGAAGGGAGAAGGUACGAACGUCAAUUUGCCGCUGAAAGUCGGCAGCCCGAUUGAAGAGUAUAUGGCCAAACUCCAGUACGGGGUGAAGCGACUAGUCGACUACGAGACAGACUUCUUGAUUAUCAGUCUGGGCUUUGAUACGUUCCACUCCGAUCCUCUGGGUCAUUUUCAGAUUCACACCGAAGACUAUGAGACGAUUGCUAGGACGACCAGGCAAAGCUUGAAGAGCGUUCCAGCACUUAUUCUUCUAGAGGGAGGUUAUGUCAUUGAACAUCUGGGGAAGAAUGUCUUGUCAUUUCUUAAAGGAUGGAAAUCGGCCUGA